Molecule: messenger RNA, 9341 nt
Organism: Electrophorus electricus (electric eel)
Lineage: Eukaryota; Metazoa; Chordata; Actinopteri; Gymnotiformes; Gymnotidae
Gene: notch1b
Product: notch receptor 1b
Biological process (GO): regulation of developmental process; Notch signaling pathway; multicellular organism development
Cellular component (GO): cell surface; signaling receptor complex; plasma membrane
Molecular function (GO): signaling receptor activity; protein binding; calcium ion binding
Source: RefSeq, a predicted model, not a curated record
UGAAUACAUUAUCUCAUUCACGCUGUGGAGAUUGUAGUGACAAGAUCGGACGCUGGGAGAUUUUGGGGAGAGUGAAAGUGUCAUUUCUGGAUUCUUGAUCGUGCUGUUGAUUUCGGGGUUUUUUGAUCAAAACAAAUGUUGGAUCUAUGUUAACGCUUUGGGGAAUCACCAAGUUAAUUUAGGUCCAUAAGAAGGAAUGCAUCUUUUCCUCGUGAAACUAAUUUCUCUGAUACCGCUGAUUGCGCUGACGAAAGGUCUGAGAUGUACUGAGAAAUGCCAGAACGGAGGUAUGUGUGUACAGACUCAAGAUGGAAGAAUGGAAUGCAAGUGUCCUGAGGACUUUGUGGGUCCAUUGUGCCAGUUCUCCAACCCUUGCCUCAAGAAUCCAUGCUGGAAUGGUGGCGUGUGCCAGACGGUUAUUCGUGACAACAAAGUGGACUAUGUCUGCCGCUGUCACUUGGGCUUCAUGGACCCACGGUGCCUCACUCCCACCGACAAUGCGUGCCGCAGCUCGCCAUGUGCAAACGGAGGGACGUGUGAGCUCACCAGUGUCCACACAUUCAAGUGCAAAUGUCCACCUGGCUGGACGGGUAAGAAUUGCCAGCAGGCUGAUCCUUGUGCCUCAAAUCCUUGUGCCAAUGGAGGUCAGUGCAGGCCAUUUGAUUCCCACUACAUCUGCACCUGCUUGCCCGCCUUCUCAGGCGAGACCUGCAAACAGGAUGUUAACGAGUGUGCCCAGACCCCGUCUCCCUGCAAGAACGGUGGCGUGUGCAUAAAUGAGGUAGGCGCCUACCGCUGCAACUGCCCAGCUGAAUACACAGGCAAGCACUGCGAGACACUCUACCAGCCCUGUAGUCCCUCGCCAUGCCACCACGGAGGGACCUGCGUCCAGAAAGGGGACACCAACUACGAGUGCUCCUGUCUGCCCGGUUUCAUUGGUCAAAACUGUGAGGAGAACAUUGAUGACUGUGAAGACCAUCGCUGCCUUAAUGGAGGAACUUGCGUAGAUGGAGUGAACACUUACAAUUGCCAGUGCAAACCAGAGUGGACAGGUCAGUUCUGCACUGAAGAUGUCAACGAGUGCGAUCUGAUGCCCAACUCCUGUCAGAAUGGAGGCACAUGCCUCAACACCCAGGGUGGAUACAACUGCGUGUGUGUGAAUGGCUGGUCAGGUGAUGACUGCAGCAAGAACAUCGACGACUGCGCCAAUGCUGCCUGCCACAAGGGAUCCACUUGUCAUGAUCGAGUAGCCUCCUUCUUCUGUGAAUGUCCUCCUGGCCGAACAGGUUUGCUGUGUCACUUGGAUGACGCUUGUAUCAGUAACCCCUGUCAGAAAGGCUCCAACUGUGACACCAACCCAGUCAAUGGCAAAGCUAUCUGCACCUGCCCUCUGGGUUACUUCGGUUCCGCAUGUGACCAAGAUAUUGAUGAAUGCUCUCUGGGUGCGAACCCCUGUGAACACGGGGGCAAGUGUCUCAACACGAAAGGCUCGUUCCAGUGUAGGUGCCAACAGGGCUAUGUUGGGGCUCGUUGUGAACUAGACAUCAAUGAGUGCAUGUCCAAUCCAUGCCAGAAUGACGCUACCUGCCUGGACCAAAUUGGAGGGUUCCAUUGCAUCUGUAUGGCAGGGUACGAAGGAGUCUUCUGCCAGAUCAAUACCGAUGAGUGCGCCAGCAUGCCCUGCCUCAACAAUGGGAAGUGCAUCGACAAGAUCAACAACUACCAGUGCGAGUGCCCCACAGGUUUCUCUGGGAACCAGUGCCAGGUCGACAUUGACGAGUGUGCCAGCACGCCCUGCAAAAAUGGGGCCAAAUGUGUUGACGGACCUAAUGUGUACACCUGCCAGUGCACUGAGGGUUACACAGGACAGCACUGUGAAACAGAUGUGGAUGAGUGCCUGUCCAACCCCUGCCACUAUGGAAGUUGUAAGGAUGGCCUGGCUGCUUUCACCUGCCAGUGCCAUGCAGGAUACACUGGCCGACUGUGCGAGGCCAACGUCAACGAGUGUCUGAGCCAGCCAUGCCAGAACGGAGGCACCUGUCAGGACCGCGAGAACAAUUACCUGUGCAUCUGCCCUCGAGGAACCUCAGGUGUUAACUGUGAGAUCAAUCUGGAUGACUGUAAAAGCAAUCCGUGUGAUUAUGGAAAGUGCAUUGACAAAAUCAACGGCUAUGAGUGCACCUGCAAACCUGGAUACACAGGAAAAAUGUGUAACAUCAACAUCGACGAGUGUGCCAUCAACCCCUGUCACAAUGGUGGAACAUGCAUCGAUGGCGUCAAUGGCUUCACCUGCCAGUGCCGAGAGGGCUAUCACGACCCCACCUGUCAGUCCCAGCUCAACGAGUGCCUGAGUAACCCCUGCAUUCACGGACACUGUGAAGACAGAGUCAAUGGUUACAACUGUAUCUGUGACUCUGGCUGGAGUGGCAGCAACUGUGACAUCAACAACAAUGAGUGUGAGUCCAACCCGUGCAUGAAUGGAGGCACCUGUAAGGACAUGACUAGUGGCUACGUCUGCACCUGCCGAGCUGGCUUCAGUGGGCCCAACUGUCAGACAAACAUCAACGAGUGUGCCUCCAACCCAUGCUUGAACCAGGGCACCUGCAUCGAUGACGUGGCUGGGUACAAGUGCAACUGUUUGCUGCCUUACACAGGUGAGAACUGUGAAACUCUGUUAGAUCCUUGCAGUCCCAAGCCGUGCAAGAACAGCGGGGUAUGUAAAGAGUCAGAGGACUAUGAGAGCUUCUCCUGCGUGUGCCGUGAAGGAUGGCAAGGCCAGACAUGUGAGAUAGACAUCAACGAGUGCGUGAAGAACCCCUGCCGCAAUGGCGCCACCUGCCAGAACUCCAUCGGCAGCUACCGGUGCGCUUGUACAGCCGGCUACACAGGCCAAAACUGCGAAACCGACGUCGACGAUUGCAAGCCCAAUCCCUGCAGCAAUGGCGGCUUCUGCAAAGAUGCCGUGGACGGCUUCGCGUGCACAUGCCUGCCAGGCUUCCGCGGUGCCAAGUGCAAGGAAGACAUCAAUGAGUGUGACAGCAACCCAUGCAAGAACGGGGCCAACUGCACCGAUUGCGUGAACAGCUACACGUGCACAUGCCCACCCGGUUUCAGCGGGAUCCACUGUGAGAACAACACACCCGACUGCACUGAGAGCUCUUGCUUUAACGGCGGCACCUGCGUAGACGGCAUCAACACAUUCAGCUGCCUGUGCCUGGUUGGUUUUACAGGCGCCUACUGCCAGUACGACAUCAACGAGUGCGACUCCAAGCCCUGCAUGCAUGGGGGCACCUGCCAAGACAGCUAUGGAACCUACAAAUGCACCUGCCCACACGGCUACCAUGGCUUCAACUGCCAGGACCUGGUGAACUGGUGCACGCCAUCCCCCUGCAAGAACGGCGGCACCUGCCGGCAGAGCGGCACCACCUACUCGUGCCAGUGUCGGACAGGCUGGACGGGCCUCUACUGCGACGUGCCCAGCGUCUCCUGCGAGGUGGCCGCCAAGCAGCGAGGGGUAGAGGUUGCCAGCCUGUGCAGCAACUCCGGCCAGUGCCUGGACGCAGGGAACACACACUACUGCCAGUGUCAGGCAGGUUACACGGGGAGCUACUGUGAGGAGCAGGUGGACGAGUGCAUCCCCAACCCGUGCCAGAACGGGGCCACUUGCACCGAUUACCUGGGAGGCUAUUCUUGCGAGUGUGUGCCAGGUUAUCAUGGAGUGAACUGCUCCAACGAGAUCAAUGAGUGCCUCUCUCAGCCCUGCCAGAAUGGGGGCACCUGCAUCGACCUCGUCAAUACCUACAAAUGCUCCUGUCCCCGGGGGACACAAGGCGUCCACUGUGAGAUCAACAUCGAUGACUGCAUCCCCUUCACCGACCCUGUGACCCACGAGCCCAAGUGCUUCAACAAGGGGCGCUGCGUGGACCGCGUGGGAGGCUACCACUGCGAGUGCCCGCUGGGCUACGUAGGCGAGCGCUGCGAGGGCGACGUCAAUGAGUGCCUGUCCAACCCAUGCGAUCCGCGUGGCACGCAGAGCUGCGUGCAGCUCACCAACAACUACCGCUGCGAGUGCCGCACCGGCUACACAGGCCAACGCUGCGACACCGUGUUCGACGGCUGUAAGGGGAAGCCAUGCCGGAAUGGAGGAACGUGCGCAGUGGCCAGUAACACUCCUCAUGGAUUCAUUUGUAAAUGUCCCCCUGGCUUUACCGGCUCCACCUGUGAGUACAACGCGCAGGCCUGCGGUAGCCUCCUUUGCCGUAAUGGUGGCACCUGUGUCUCCGGCCCCAGAAGCCCGCGGUGCCUGUGUGUGCCAGGCUUCGGCGGAGCCGAGUGCCAGGAGGCGUCAGCGGGCGCGUGCGCCUCCGAGCCCUGCUACAACGGUGGCACGUGCGAGCCCAGCAGCGAGGCGCCCUUCUUCCGCUGCGUCUGCCCCACCGACUUCAAUGGCCUGCUGUGCCACGUGCUGGACUAUGGCUUCGCUGGGGGCCCUGGCCGUGACGUCACGCCAGCGCCCGAGGUGGUGUCGCACUGCGACGUGGCCGAGUGCCAGGCCAGGAAGGGCAACCAGGUGUGCGAUGGCGCAUGCAACAGUCACGCAUGUGACUGGGACGGUGGUGACUGCUCGCUCAACUUCCGUGACCCCUGGCAGAACUGCAGCGCCGCCCUGCAAUGCUGGAGGUACUUCAAUGACGGCAAGUGCGACGAGCAGUGUCACAGCGCAGGCUGCCUCUACGACGGCUUCGACUGCCAGGGCAGUGGCGGCGAGUGCAACCCGCUGUAUGACCAGUACUGCAAGGACCACUAUGCAGACGGCCACUGCGACCAGGGCUGCAACAAUGGCGAGUGUGAGUGGGAUGGGCUGGACUGCGCCGACCACGUACCCGAGCGCCGGGCAGCGGGCCACCUGGUGCUGGUGGUGCAUGUGCCGCCCGAGCAGCUGCGGAACAACUCGUCGGCCUUCCUGCGUGAGCUGAGCCAUGUGCUCCGCACCCACGUUGCGUUCCGGCAGGACGUACGCGGUGAGCUCAUGAUCUACCCCUACUAUGGCAGUCCACACGAGCUCAGCAAGCACAACGUCAAGCGCUCGCUCGACAUCUGGCCAGACACCUCGGGCUCAGCUGGCCACGACCAGGACCACGCACAGAUCAAAGGCUCGGUGGUGUACUUGGAGAUUGACAACCGCCAGUGCUACCAGCAGUCAGCCGAGUGCUUCCAGAGUGCAACUGAUGUGGCAGCCUUCUUGGGGGCCCUCGCCUCCAGUGGGAACCUCAACAUGCCAUACGUCAUCGAGGCUGUCACCAGCAAGAGCGACACGCAAACUACCUCUGAGCUCUACCCGCUCUACGUGGUACUGGCCGGCCUGGUGCUUCUGGCCUUCGUGGCCGUGGGCAUGGUGGCCUCCCGCAAGCGCCGUCGCGAGCACGGCCAGCUCUGGUUCCCUGAGGGCUUCAAAACCAGCGAGCCCAGCAAGAAGAAGAGGAGGGAACCCGUCGGCGAGGACUCAGUCGGCUUGAAACCACUGAAGAACUCUGAUAUUUCACUGAUGGACGACAAUCAGAACGAAUGGGGUGAGGAAGAGCAGACGGAUACCAAGCGCUUCAGGGAGCAAGCAAUGUUAAGUCUGGAUGACCAGCAGGACCAUCGGCAGUGGACUCAGCAGCACCUAGACGCAGCUGACCUGCGCAUCCCGUCCGUAGCCCCUACACCCCCUCAGGGCGAGAUCGAGAAUGACUGCAUGGACGUCAACGUCCGAGGACCAGAUGGUUUCACGCCGUUGAUGAUUGCUUCAUGUAGCGGCGGUGGCCUGGAAACCGGCAACAGUGAGGAAGAGGAGGAUGCUUCGGCCAACGUCAUCAACGACUUCAUCUAUCAGGGUGCCAACUUGCACAACCAGACAGACCGUACAGGCGAGACUGCCUUACACCUGGCUGCCCGUUACGCCCGCUCGGAUGCUGCCAAGCGACUCUUGGAGGCCAGUGCUGAUGCCAACAUCCAGGACAACAUGGGGAGGACGCCCCUCCAUGCUGCAGUAGCAGCCGAUGCGCAGGGGGUCUUCCAGAUUUUGAUACGAAACCGGGCCACGGACCUGGAUGCGCGCAUGCAUGACGGCACCACCCCUUUGAUCCUGGCGGCCCGACUGGCUGUGGAGGGCAUGGUAGAGGAGCUCAUCAACUGCCACGCUGACGUCAACGCCAUCGACGACUUUGGCAAAUCUGCUCUGCACUGGGCCGCGGCCGUCAAUAACGUGGACGCCACUGUGGUGCUGCUGAAGAAUGGAGCCAACAAGGACAUGCAGAACAACAAGGAGGAGACGCCUCUGUUUCUAGCAGCCAGGGAAGGCAGUUACGAGACAGCCAAGGUCCUACUUGACCACUUCGCCAACCGUGAGAUCACUGACCACAUGGACCGUCUGCCACGGGACAUCGCCCAGGAGCGCAUGCACCAUGACAUUGUGCGCCUCAUGGAUGAGUACAAUCUGGUGCGCAGUCCCCCCAUGCACAGCGCACCACUCAGCACCACCCUCUCUCCACCUCUCUGCUCCCCUAAUGCCUACCUGGGCAACAUGAAGGCUUCUGCUCAGAGCAAGAAGCCCCGAAAGCCUAGCGCCAAGGGCAUCAUCUGCAAGGAUGGCAAGGACCUGAAGGCCAAGAAGAAGAAAACCCAUGAUGGGAAAGGGAGCUUGCUGGAAAGCUCAGCCGUGCUCUCACCCGUCGACUCCCUCGAGUCGCCCCAUGGGUACAUCUCAGACGUUGCCUCGCCACCCCUGAUGACCUCGCCCUUUCAGCAGUCACCAUCAAUGCCUCUCACUCACCUGCAGGCCAUGCCGGAAGCCCACAUGAGCGUCAGCCACCUGGGCAUGGCCAGUAAGCAGCAGGAGCUGGCCCGUCUGCAGUUCGACCCCUUGCCCCCGCGUCUCACCCAUCUGCCCGUGGCCAGCUCGAAUGGCUCAGGGGCCAUGAAUGGCCAGUGCGAGUGGCUGAGCAGAAUGCAUGGUGGCAUGGGCCAGCAGGGCCAGUUCGGGGCCAUGAGGAACGGCCAGGGCCAGGGCAGCCUGCACCAGCCCAGCCACCAUGGAAUGAUGUUGCAUAGCGGUGUCACCACCAGCACCCUUCCCCAGAUGAUGAGCUACCAGGGCUUGGCUAGCACGCACCUCAGCGCGCAGCCGCAUGCCUUGCAGCCGCAGCCCAUGCAGCCCAGCCUGCAGCAGAGGCAGCAGUCGCAGCCCAGCAUCCAGCUGCAGCACCAGAACUCCAGCGCGCCAAGCGGAGGCCAGGCAUUCGUCGGCACCGAGCUAGGCGUCAGCGCGGGCGAGUUGCAGCAGGGCACGGGGAGCGCUAUACCCAUCCACACCAUCCUCCCGCAGGAGACGCAGCUGUUGAGCGCCCAGGCCCUGGCAUCCAGCAUGGCCAGCACGCAAUUCCUCACGCCCCCCUCCCAGCACAGCUACUCUGCAGCCAUGGACAACAACACCCCCAGCCACCAGCUCCAGGGGCCCGACCAUCCUUUCCUCACACCUUCCCCCGGUUCGCCCGACCAGUGGUCCAGCUCCUCACCUCACUCUAACGUGUCCGACUGGUCAGAGGGCAUCUCUAGUCCACCCACCAGCAUGCAAUCCCAAAUCAGCCACAUUCCUGAGCAGUUUAAGUAGCAGAGUCUGGUUGAGAGAGGACUCAUUUUUUGUACAUAUACUAAGAGCACUCUUUGAAAAGUAAACCUGUUUGAAUGAAAGGUCUACUCUGUCUUUUGUACUAACCACAGAUUUUUUUUGGGGGAGGGGGGGCGGUUUUUUUCUUUUUUUAUUUAUUAAUGUCUUGUUAUUUAUACUUUUUCCACCUGCUUGAGAAUAUUUGGAAUACUUCAUAUUAAAUCAUUGGUCAAUAAGGAGAGUGUCAAGAGUAAAAGUACCGUUUUGUUCUUUGUAAGAUUUUAGAUUAUCAUUUAAACUUUCUGUGGUUUCUGGCAUACACACUGGGUAUUUAUUGGUCUUGAAAUUUGCCGUUUAUUUUAUAGUCAUUCGCCUUCACUUGUUUUCUACAUUAUUUUGCGUAAGGGCCUUCACUUCUUUUCUACAUAAUUUUGCGUAAGGGCAUUUUAUACAGCACAUUUUAUAAUAAAGUUUUCAGUAUUACAGAUCUUAAGUAGAUGGUGAUUUAUUUUAACAACCAAAGGAGCUGCUUAUUCAUUGUUACCAGAUCAAGAAUAAUAGACCAAUGAGGUUUUUCAGGUGAUAAUUUGGGUCCAGUUCUAUGUACACAGAUGACUGCUUGUCUUGGACUAAAUUACACUAUCAAUGGGGAUUGACCAAUGAAAGCUUUUUAGUUUAAGACAGGACCUAGUCUGUGUAUCUGAAACCAGUUAAUUAACAUUUUAUCUUGCUCUUUACCUGGCCAAGUUCCUAUGUUUCUGUUUUGUUGAAAGUAGAUGUUACUUUUUGAGUAGUCAUAAUGUCUGAUAUUCAUUAACAUAUGAGCAUUUGUACAGUUCCUUUAAGAGAUUUAUGUUCCAUGCUUGUUUAUAAAGUACCUGUGAAAAGCAGGCUUCUAAAGCUUCCACUCUGAUGGUGGGAUGAAAACAAGGAUAUGGAGUCCUUUAUUCUGUGUUACCAUGUCUAAGGGUGUUUUCACACCUAUAGUUCCUUAGUUCCUUUGCCAGAACCUGAGUCUGAUGUAACUGGACUAAAAAGUAUGGGUGUGAAAAUGCCCUAAAACAGCUUACCGUUUAAAGCAGUCUCUAUCCUUCCCUUUCCAUUUUACUAAUCUGGUCAAGUGGCCAAAAUAUAUGGGGUCAUCUGGAGGGGCUUCCCACUGAACCUCUCUUUCCUGUAUUAUAUGAUUUGUUGGAGCCUAUGGCUAAUGUAAAUAGACUGAAUGGACUUGUUUUAUACAAACAGGAUUUUGUUUCAGAAAUCUUACGUUUUAAGGGUGUCAUCAAAAUUGGAGAUUUUGUCAAUCAGUAGUUCUUUUUCUGUCACAGACAGAGAACAUAUUUUGCUCAGUAUCACUGAGUUAGAGGUGAUAUAAGAUGUAUACAAAUAAUUAGAGGCUACUUUACAUCCCAUAUAGAUUAAGAAUAACAUAAUUAGAUGCUGUAAAAUCUUCUAUUUAUUGACAAUUAGUUUGAUAUUAACUUUAAAUAACUGGUUAUGUUGAAAAAGGGUUAUUGUGGACUUAUACUAUAUAUAUAUACUUUUUGAUCCCUCCAAAAAAGUAAAACGUCUGUAUGCAAAUCUGUAAAGGUGACCAAUCAGCAAACUUGUAGUUUACAUAAAGUAUAUUUUCUGUCUGUUUUACUGUCAAUCUGUAAAUGUUCUUGAAAUAAUAAAAGAUACAAAUAUCACA